Molecule: messenger RNA, 5015 nt
Organism: Bombina bombina (fire-bellied toad)
Lineage: Eukaryota; Metazoa; Chordata; Amphibia; Anura; Bombinatoridae
Exons: 24
Coding region: 166-3063 (965 amino acids)
Source: RefSeq, a predicted model, not a curated record
UCCUUGUACGUUACCUUUGAGUGUUUCUCAGUCACUGAUGUGGAAGCAGUGCACAAUGGCUAGUUUGGAACCACAUAUUAUACACAGAAUUUAAAUGUACAUUGCUGGCGUCUAUUCUGAUCUGAACAACGUUUCCAAAAGUAACUUAUUAUCAAGUUCUAAACUAUGGCAACUCCAGCUAAAAAAGCAAAAACGGCCGUGCUUCAAAGUACAGCAGAUUAUGGUACAACAUGGAUUCGCAUUUGCGAUGCAUUCAUUCGCACAGAUGGACGUAUUAUUUGCCCUGUUAUUAAAGCAGAAAGGUCUAUUCAAGUUUUCUACAAACUUCAGGAAAAGUCAUUCAAAGAUCUUCUUGAAGAUGCAGCAAAAAAAAAUGGACUGAGACUGCAAGACAUUCAAUACAGCAAGGAAAAUGAGUGCAAUAUUUUCAUUAAGUUUGCAAUCUUAAAUUCGUCCAAUGAUGCAGUGAAUCAAUGUAAGCUGAGGCUUCGGCUGAUGUUAACAGAGAAACUAAAAGUAACAGAUAUAUUGAUUGAUGAAGUUCAAGGUACAGAAGAAACAAUUCCACAGCCAAUAAUUUCAGAAACUGACUUUGAAAUGCGCAAACUAAGCUUGUGCUAUGAGAAACUUUCUGCAUAUGCUGGUGAACGUGAUGACCUGUACAUUGCUGCAGAGAACAUCAAAGCACACACAGAAGAUUUGAGAGAUGUCUACACUAAGUUUGCAGUACUUUCACAGAACGGAAAAGGGAAAAGUUUCAUCCUUAAUCUACUUCUGCUUCUGACUGCUGAUAAUGAAGAGGAAUAUGAGAAAAACAAUAAGGACAGAAAAUGGCCACGUGAUAUUCCACAAAAUACAGCAGUGGAAGAUGUACCAGAAAAAGACCUCCUUAAUCUGCCAGAAGUGGUAAAAGAUUUUCUUAAAACUGUUGAAGACAAGACAAAGAAUUUUGGUGCUUUAACUGGUCCUUUAUGUCACCAGCUUUCUCCUGUUGAAGAUAUUAAGACAUCAUUGAAAUCACUCUCAGGUAUCGACACAUAUUUUUCUAAGAAGAAACGGCAUUGUAUUGAUCCAUACGUUCUUCCUCAGAAGGAAUUAACGGGAAGCUACCAGUCUACUACAAAAUGCAUUGUGCAUUUGCGGUAUGGCACACUCUACCAACUAAGUGUGAAUUACUUCAACAUUGAAGAGCUCCAAAAUCAACUAUUUGAGCUGAUCACAUUAAAUGAAAACGAUGGUUCAAAAGAAGUAGAAAUAGCACUGGAAUGCUUAAAGACCAGGUAUAAUCUUCUAACUGGACAGGACAUUUUUGAGGAUAAUCAGUUUCAGCAAUUGAAACAGAGGGUCAGUUCUCCUACAGACAUUACCAUUUCUGAUGAAGUCCAGAAGUUUGCUGGAAUAACUGAAUUGUACUAUGGACAAGGAAAAAGUUCAGCACACGACCGCCUGGCUUUACAGGCGGUUUUAAGAGGAUUAACAACACCCCAAGAGGAAGAUGAAGACAAAGGAGUGGAAUUUUAUAAGAAAAUUUCUGCUGUCAAGAAGAUUGUGGUUUAUUUGCCCAGCAAAAUACUAUAUGGUGAAAAGGAAAUUUUGGAAAUGCCAGGAACUGAUGAUUCUGACCCAAUGGCUAUGGAUUUUAUUUAUAAUGCUCUAAAAGAGGUGGAUGGUGUAAUCCUAGUGAAUGAAUUUUCCUUCAAAGUAUGUGCAACGGAAGUUAAAAACAUGCUCAGUGGAAGUGAUUUUAUAAAACAUUUGAAAAAAGAUCCCACUAAUUACAAACUGAUGCUUCUUUCCUACCCAGAAAAGAGCAACAAGUGGCAGUUUGGAAAAUAUGAUGAUAAAGAAAUAAAAAAAGUGGAGAAUGAGGAGAGAAAGAAGAGAAUUGAAGAACUGAAGACUAUAAGCAAAGUUAUAAAAAUGGAUCCUUUAGAGGAAACUCUAGCGAACAAUAUUAUGACAUCAUAUAUAUUGCCAGUCCUGCACACUUCAAUCCUUGCACAAAAAGAUGUACCAGAAUAUCAAGUGCUCAUUAAUUAUGAAGACUUUUUAAAGCAUACCGGAAUACAAAAUCUCAUUGUUCAGCUUGAUAAAUUUGUCUCAUUCAAACGGGAAACCCAAAUCAAAGAGAUAAAAGACCGCCUUUGUUCUUUUCAAAAAGAAUUACAAGUACAUGAAAUGAGCAUGGCUGAAGCCAAUUCAAUAGAGCAAACUUGGAAAAACAAAGAUGUUAAAUUCCUAUAUGAGAAUUUAAACAGAGAGAAUUUGCUGACUGAUCUAAACAAGAACAUUAAAGAACUCCUAAAAGGAUCUGUGAGUAAUCACAUCAAAGAAACGUUAAGUGGAACUGUAAUAACAGCAAAAGAUAAUUGGAAUAAAAUAAAAGGAUCGAUAACUUCAGUUGGCGUUUAUAGUCCUUAUUUUUGUGGCAAAAACCCUAUAUAUAAGGUAUGCUUAUACUAUGUUUUUUUUGAUGGCCUUGAAGACAAGAUAUCAGAGGUUUUUGAAAUGAUCUCUUCGGAAAUAAAGAGAUUAAUUGAGGACUACAAAGGCAAAGUAAUUCAACAAUACACUGAAAAUCUAAGCACCAUGCUAAACAGGAGUCUUCCAAAAGAGUUUGUUGAAACGGCCAUAGAGAAUCAUCUGGAUGAUGCGUUGGAGUGGUAUGUAGGCAAAAAAAAACGCCCUUUCAACAUAACUACAAUGAGAAAAUUAUUUGAAGAGAGUCAAAAACGAAGUUUGAAAGAUAAUAUUUUGACACCUAAUUUCAAAAAAGAUUCUCUGGAAAAUGCAAAGAUAAAGACAGAGAAAAAACUUGAAUAUUGCAUAACGAAAGUGAAUGACUACUUCAUUGACAGCUUGUUUUCACUACAUGAAGAGAGAUGGAAAAGUCUCACUGGAAGACUUAGCACACCUAAAGGGUCUUCAAAAAUGUGGCAACAGCUGAUCUCAUAUAUAAAAUUGGUGGCCAGAGGAAGAGAGACUUGUGAUGUAAAAGAAAAUUUGUCAGCAGUCUGUAAAAUGACAAACUUUGUUUGUACUUGGACCGGAUGCUAUUAUUGAGAUGUCAGCGGAAUUGUAUUGAUCAUUCCCAUGCAGAAGAUCUAGGUGUCUAUUUCAACAACAAAAUUAUAACAAAAAAUGUGAAGCAUCCUUUUCUUAUAGAGACUUAUUUAGCAAUGUAUGCUUUUUAUCACAUUUUUAACAUAUAGAUCUAUAUGAUUAUUUUAGGUAUAAUAUUAGUCAUUCAGUAUAAACAAUUUAUUACUCGCUAUAUAUUUCUUAUAUAUUCCCUUAUUACGUUUUCUGUAUUGCAACUGUUAGACAUUCCUUUUUCUCCUUACUCAUUUGGAUUUAAUUACUAUUUUUUAUGGUUCUACCCUAUUAAAAGCCAAUAAAGGGCUAGAUUAUAAGUGGAGCCCUACUCGUCUCUCCCGCUCGCGAGUUAACUGCACUAGAACCAAGCUUUUUGUGCGCAUCGAGUAGCACAAGUAUUACAAGUUGAAAUUAAAAUGUUGUUUGCCUGCGCACUAACCGAACAAGCGCAAAAAGCCAAAGUUAAAAUAUUGCAACCGCGUUAACGUAUUCCCCCAUACACUUCAAUGGAGCGAGAAGGAAAAAAACCUAUGCAUAGAUAGAUAAAUAGAUAGAUAGAUUGAGAUAUGUAUAGAUAUGUAUUUAUGUGUUUAUAUGUGUAUAUAUGUCUGUAAAUACAUAUACACACAUAUAAACCUAUAUAUACAUACAUAUACAUAUUUAGACAUGUACAUGUGUAUAGCUCUAUGUUAAAAGCCUUUGCAUGUCUUUUUUUCUUACACCUGAGACCUCAUCUUUGAGCCUUUAUAACUUUUUGUGCAAUAUUUUUUUUAAUAAAUUUUUAUUAGAUAUUGUAACUGUUUUUUCAAAUGUAUUUUUCAUGUGUUUUGUGACACUUUUUUGUUUCACGUAACAGUUAACCAGAGCUCUAAAGAUGCGGUAAUCAUUCUAGCCCAAAUCGUCAUUGUGCUCACGUGUUCACAUUUACUUUCAACUUGUAAUACAAGUGCAUCUUCCAACACACGCAAACAGAUGUGAUUAAACCAGCUGGCGCGAGCCACUUGUGAUCUGGCCCAAACUCUAAUAUUAUUUGUCAUAGAGAACACUUGUUACCUAUAGAGUUACUGGAACUCUUCAUUGUGUGUGUUGUAGGGAGAUAGGAUACGCUUGUUUACUAAAUUAAAACCUUUGUUUUGCAAAGCUUCUGACAUCUAACAGGACAAAAUAAUCAUUGUUAAAAGAUAACACUUAACAUUUUUUAGGAAAACAAAAAUUUGCAGAAGCUAUGCCAGCAAAAAUAUGAGUGAAUAUGUGACAGAGAAUAUGGCAUACAAAUCCAAUCCCUACAAUAGCUCUCAUUAAAUGGACACUAAACCCCAAGAUUUAAGUAGAGAAUACAAUUUUAAACAACAUUACAAUUAGCUUCUAUUAUCUCAUUUGCUUCAUUCUUUAGAUAUUCUUUGUUGAAAAAAUAGCAAUGCACAUAGGUGAGCCAAUCACAUGAGGCAUCUAUGUGCAGCAACCAAUCAGCAGCUAUUGAGCCUAUCUAGAUAUACUUUUCAGCAAAGGAUAUCAAAAGAAUGAAGCAAUCUAACUAAUAAAAGUAAAUUAGAAAGUUGUUUAAAAUUGCAUGAUCUUUCUAAAUCAUGAAAGAAAAAAUGUGGGUUUCAUGUCCUUUUAAGCUCAAAAUAACAUGCAGGUAUAACAUUCACUAUAGCUUUUUGCAAUGGCAUCAUCUCUACCCUUUCUAUUAAAUCUUUCUAUUAAACAUGUUGAAUUAAUCAUUUUUUAGAAUUAACAAUUUAUAUACUAGGUUUGCCUAGAAAUGGUACUUAUCUGUAGGAUUAAGACAUUUUACAUAUUUUGCAUGCAUUAAUGUAAUCAUGAUUCUUGUGGGCACAGUCCACUUAUACCAUAUUUUUAUUUGGAUUGUAAGGCUGGUGAAAUAUAUAUAAUGUAAUAAACAAUAUUAAAGCUGG